AUGCCACAGUUGGCUAUAGGGAUGGGCCACUGCGCUGCUUGCGCAUGCUGCUCAAAAUUUUUAAAGACUGCCGCAGUGUGGUUUUCAAAUUUCAAGCAAGCUGGCCCAGCUUGCAUAAAGCUGCAGGCUCUUUAG
Molecule: messenger RNA, 135 nt
Organism: Racocetra persica
Lineage: Eukaryota; Fungi; Glomeromycota; Glomeromycetes; Diversisporales; Gigasporaceae
Source: the annotation of a GenBank genome assembly